Camelus dromedarius (Arabian camel) is the source of this 3093-nucleotide messenger RNA. It is a transcript of the gene ARFGAP2, whose product is annotated as ADP ribosylation factor GTPase activating protein 2. The coding region runs from base 565 to 1851 and encodes 428 amino acids. Gene Ontology annotation, molecular function: GTPase activator activity. The record is from RefSeq and is a predicted model, not a curated record. Gene Ontology annotation, biological process: COPI coating of Golgi vesicle. Lineage: Eukaryota; Metazoa; Chordata; Mammalia; Artiodactyla; Camelidae. The transcript has 16 exons.
AGGACUGUGCUCAGGAGGGGAGAGUGGCUGCUGGACUUGGACGGCCCUGAGUUCGGUGUUCCAAACCUCUCACGGGAGGGAACCGCCAGUGUGGGCGCCUUGCCACACCGGCGGUCCGUCUCCGCGUCUGGGUCAAACUCCUUUCAUCCCUGGUGGUCACACUUGACACUCCGAGCGUUAGUUUCGGGGAAAAGUUACCGGCGUCGAUCUUGUUGCUGAUGCGCGGAUCGAGUACAUCUGGAGCGAGACUGUGGCGGUCCUUCAGGGGAAGGCCGAGUCCAAGCUUGAGUGCCUGAGAAUUCGACCUCCUUUCGCGUCUGGAAAAUAAUUAGUAGCCUUUUGAUUAGAUGAAUGAAGAGCAAAGCUUUCACGGACGGGGCAGAGUGGAGGAAACAGGGUGGUGGCUGAUGAAUAUUUCCUGGGCACCUACUGCAGCCCGAGGCCAAAUGACAGGCGUGGGUCUGCCAGGGAAGCGUCCCCUGGUACCUGCUGACAGCUUUCUUCCGCCAACAUGGAUGCACAGCCAAUGAUGCCAACACCAAAUAUAAUAGCCGAGCUGCCCAGAUGUACCGGGAAAAGAUCCGGCAGCUGGGGAGUGCGGCCCUGGCUAGGCAUGGCACUGAUCUUUGGAUAGACAACAUGAGUAGUGCUCCCAGUCACUCCCCAGAGAAGAAGGACUCUGAUUUCUUCUCAGAACACACUCAACCCCCUGCCUGGAAUGCACCAGCCACUGAUCCAUCAGAGACCCAGCAGCCAGCCCUGUCUGCAGAAAGCAGUGGCCUGGCACAUCCAGAGCAUGGCCCCAACAUGGACCUGCUUGGCACCUCACCCAAAGCGACUCUGGAGUCCAUGUGUCUGUCACCUAAAGGGACUCUUCCUGCCAGAGAACUGAAAACCUCCCUCAUUGGCAAGAAGAAGCCAGCAGCAGCUAAGAAAGGGCUGGGUGCCAAGAAAGGCCUCGGGGCCCAGAAGGUGAGCAGCCAGAGUUUCAAUGAGAUUGAGCGGCAGGCCCAGGUGGCAGAGAAGCUCCGCGAGCAGCAGGCGGCUGAUGCCAAGAAGCAGGCCGAAGAGUCCAUGGUUGCCUCCAUGCGCCUGGCCUACCAGGAGCUCCAGAUUGACCGUAAGAAGGAGGAGAAGAAGCUACAGAAUCUGGAAGGGAAGAAGCGCGAGCAGGCAGAGAGGCUGGGCAUGGGCUUGGUGUCCCGAAGCUCUGUCUCCCACUCAGUGCUGUCUGAGAUGCAGGUGAUCGAGCAGGAAACCCCAGUGAGUGCAAAAUCCUCCCGCUCGCAGCUGGACUUGUUUGACGAUGUUGGUACUUUCGCCUCUGGACCCCCAAAGUACAAGGACAACCCCUUUUCCUUGGGGGAAAGUUUUGGUUCUCGCUGGGAUACAGAUGCUGCCUGGAGUAUGGACAGGAUGGAGGAGAAGGAGCCAGAAGUGACCAUCUCAAGCAUCCGGCCCAUUUCAGAAAGGGUGGAGAAGAGAGGGCCCUCGAGUCCCAGAGCCACAGUCGGAAGGGGCCAUGAGUCACAAACCGGAGGGAAGUGGAAAGCCGGAGCUCAGGCCUCGAGUCAAGUGAAGCACGUCAGAAAUUUGCAGGAGCCAAAGCCAUCUCAUCUGACAUGUUCUUUGGGAGGGAGGUGGAUACUGAGUAUGAAGCCAGGUCUCGGCUACAGCAGCUCUCAGGCAGCAGUGCCAUCAGCUCUUCAGACCUCUUUGGGGACAUGGAUGGAGCUACUGGAGCAGGUAGCGUAUCUCUGGGGAACGUGCUGCCCACAGCUGACAUUGCCCAGUUUAAGCAGGGUGUCAAGUCCAUGGCCGGGAAGAUGGCUGUGUUGGCCAAUGGUGUGAUGAAUUCUUUGCAGGAUCGCUAUGGUUCCUACUGAUCCAGGCUCCAUUGCUCAGGCACGUGGUGGUGACAGCAGCAGAGACCUCAUGAUCCCCAGGCCAGGGGUGCUCGCCUUGUGGAAGCUGAGGAGGAAUUGUGACUUCAUACAUGUGGUGUGUGAGCGGGGUGGCCUUUGAGGAUCUCGGGUGAUGGGUCGGCAGUACCAGCCCUGACCUCUUCCUGUAGGUUGAGCCCUUCAUUCUCCUCCCCUCGCACCCCCACCCCUGCGUGCUAGAUGAUUGUUCUUCCAGUCCUGCCCCCAAAGCUGCUGCUCACUUGUCCUGCCACACUGGGAGUGAGGGGUGGGAGUUCCCUCAGGAUGGCUUAUUCUGGGUCCAGCCCUUCCCCAAGUAGGGAAAGUAAAAAGUAUAAGGCUUUUUUUGCCAGCUCUAGGAUCCCUCCAGGUCAUCUGGGGUUUGGCCUCUGUCCCCUGGAACCAGCGGGAGGUCUAGAGAGAGUUCUGCUGUCGACCAGCCUGCAGGGGAGGGAGGCUCUGGACUUGCUGCUGCUGUUGCUGCUCCAGUGGUCUCUUCCGGGCACCAGGAGAGGGCAGGGGAAGGGAAGGACCUUUGUCUGGGCCUUACUAAGGGCUAGAAAUGUUACCUGGUACCUAAAGGUUCAUUUGGGAUCAGACUGGAGGCCCGAGUGAUCUUCUCCUGUCUCACCACCCCUUUUUUACAGUGACCACUUGGAGGGUUACUUCUCCUGGUGUCUCGGGUCCUCCCAUACCAUCCAUUGUGGAGCACAGGACCUUCUGUCCCUUCUUCCCCUGCUUGGUGGCCAUGGUGGGUCUCAUCUGCCCUGUGCUCUGCUUUGGCAUAAUGCUGGCCAAGGAAGCAGAGGAUGUGAGGGACAGAAGCAGGCUCCUGGGGCUCAGCUUUUUUGUCUGCAUCAUCGUGGUCUUAGGGGGCCUGGACAGCCCCCCCCACGGAGAGCCUGAGGCGCCUACAGAGCUGCAGGUCUUGCCCCUGGCCGCUGGGCCUGCACUGUGUCAUCCUUGGUGCCAUCUUUCCCUGCCGUGCCAGCAGCCUGGGCCCAGCCCGCCCCCUUGGGUUGAGGGUGGGCUCCCAAGCAACACAGACCACUGUUCCCACCACCCCCUCCCCCAAAGGGAUGUGACUUUCUUUCUGGACUGUUUGUAUUGAAACAAAACGGUGUCAAAUAAAGCCCCGACAGGGCCCUGGGCCUCUGUUGGUCUGAGUGAA